Molecule: messenger RNA, 2388 nt
Organism: Eriocheir sinensis (Chinese mitten crab)
Lineage: Eukaryota; Metazoa; Arthropoda; Malacostraca; Decapoda; Varunidae
Product: zinc finger protein 883-like
Exons: 2
Coding region: 180-1964 (594 amino acids)
Biological process (GO): regulation of DNA-templated transcription
Molecular function (GO): DNA-binding transcription factor activity, RNA polymerase II-specific; RNA polymerase II cis-regulatory region sequence-specific DNA binding
Source: RefSeq, a predicted model, not a curated record
AGGGGUAACUAAACUAAACCUUCAAAUAACCAACCCAAGAGAUCGGUCGUUCCCCGUUGACAUAUAAGGAAGGGAGAGGAAGGAAGGAAGGAGGGACACUUUUAAACCUCUUCAUCUCUCCUUGACCCUCAACACCAAUAUUAAGAGACUGGGCAAGGGACAACCAAACAAGAGAACAAAUGAUAAAUGAGACAAAGAAGGGAGAGACGAUAACUCCCACCACAGCCCGAUUCCCACCACCGCCUGAAUCCCUACCACACCACAGCACUAUGGACGACCUGAAGAAGUACGAGUGUGUGAAAUGCGAGGCGAUUCUGCCCAGUCACAGCAGCUUCAUCCAGCACACCCUCAGCCAUGCGGGGGUGACCGUGCUAUCCUGCCCUGACUGUGACAAGCUCUUCAUGUUCCCCUACCAGCUGGAAAACCACAAAACCACACACACGGGCAUCAAAAAAUUUGGGUGCGAGAAGUGUGGAAAACGCUACACCAGCAAACUAAACCUAACCGCACACAUGAACACUCACAUUGGGGUCAAACCUCAUAAGUGCGGGGAGUGCGGUAAGGUGUUUCUGCGGAAGACGACACUCAAUAGGCACAUCAAUCGUCACUUUGGGAUCAGGAAGCACAGGUGCGGGUACUGCGGGCGGGAAUUUACGGAACGGAGCGAAUGGGAGGAGCACGAAGUGACGCAUGUAGGCGAUGGGAUAAACGCAGUGAUGUACAGGUGUGAUAAAUGCAACAAGGUGUUCGUUAGGGCGAGCUACCUGGCCAAACACAAACAGAGACACAUCAAAGACACGGAGUACCUGUGUGAGGAGUGCGGGAAGGGGUUUUCGAACAAGGCGUACCUGGACCAGCACCGAGAGAUACAUAGUGGGAAAAAGUACCAGUGCGAGGAGUGCGGGAAACUGUUCUCCCAAAAGACCACGCUGGAGAACCACAGAACCAUACACAGCGGGACCGAGAAGUUCAAAUGCGACGUGUGCGGCAGGAAAUUCGUGCAAAAGAGCCAUAUGGUCCGGCACGUCAGGACGCACGACGGGCUGCGGAAUUACGAGUGCGAAAUGUGCGAUAAGAAAUUCAAGGAAAAAUACCAAUACACCUGCCACAUGCGAGUCCAUGCCGGGACGAGCCAGAACAAAUGCGAGGUGUGCAGCAAGCAGUUCAUGCAGAAGGGACACCUGCUACGGCAUCUAAAAUUACACUCCAGGGAAACUGAGACAUGCACGGAAAGACACACAUGCAAAACCUGCGGAAAGACGUUCACGCAAGAGGAGAAUCUCGCCCGCCACUUGAACACUCACACCCGGACGAGGGAUUAUGCGUGUGUGCAGUGCGGGAAGGCUUUUAUGCAGAAGAGCCAUCUCGAUACGCACCGCAAGAUCCACGAGGGUGUGUUUGAGUACGAGUGCAAAGAGUGCGGCAAGAAGUUCCGCCAGAAGGUGCAUUUGGCGUUCCACAUGUACCUCCACACGGGGACGAAGAACUUUGGCUGCGAGGUGUGUGGGAAAAAGUUCAUUCAGAAGGGACACCUCGAUAAACAUUUGAAGUGGCACAAGGAGGAGAAAAAUAGAGGAAAUAAGGAAGGAAAGGAGAAAAGAAUAAAAGGAAAAUUGACUGAAAUCAAGAAGAAAAAAAGCAAGGAGAGGAAAAUGAAGCGACGGAAAAAACGUAGGAAAAAGGAGGAGGAGGAGGAUGAAACAGAAGAAGAGGAAACAGAAGAUGAAGAAGAGGAGGAGGAGCAGCUAGAGGUAGUGGUGGAGGUGGCAGUGGAGGAAGAAGGGUUAGAGAUGGAAGCAGUGGUGAAGGAGGAAGUGGAAGAGGAGGAGGAGUGGAGGGAGGAAGCAGAGAUGGAGAUGGAGAUGGAGGAAGAGAAAGAGGAGGAGGAGGAGGAAGGCCGAAAACAUUUAGAUCAUACAGAAAGUUUAGAGAGUGAAAAUAUGUUUGUUAAUAGUGAGGUAUAAGGCUUUGUGUGUGUGUGUGUGUGUGUGUGUGUGUGUGUUUGAAUGUACAAAAAAAGUAUAACAAGGGACCUCAUACCAUACAAAAUUAAUGUUAUUUAUAUGUAUUUGAGGAUAGAGAGGUUAGUUAUUUAAUCUUAUUUAUUCGUCCAACAUCAAAAGUGACUCAUUUAUUUUUUGUGGGGAUGUUAACACCUCAGAAUAUAAAACAAUGAUUGAAAAAGUGUUAUUUAGCUUUAAUAUUCUGAAAACCUUUUACUUUUAUUAUUAUUUAUGCCAUGAACAUUAAUUUUACAAGUCAAACCAUGUGAGAAAUUAGUGUAUUUGGGAGAAUAAAUAAUGAAAAGUGAGUUAGGGAGUUUGUUUACAUUUUACAGGAAAGGAAGCAACUCAAGGGCGACAAAAAAAAAAAAAGGGAAGAUAAAAA